AUGGAGGAAGCAAACCAGUCCAUGGUAUCUGAGUUCAUUUUUCAUGGACUCUGUAAUUCAAGGGAGCUCCAGAAAUUCCUCUUACUGUCAUUUUCUGCACUCUACCUGGUGACUGUCCUGGGAAACCUUUUCAUCAUGCUCUUAAUCAUCACUGACUCUCAUCUCCAUUUCCCAAUGUACUUUCUCUUAGCCAAUCUCUCAUUUGUUGACUUCUGCCUUUCCUCAGUGACCACUCCUAAACUGACCACAGACUUCCUAAAGGAUAAUAAAACCAUCUCCUUUGGGGGCUGCAUGAGCCAGAUCCUCUGCGUACAUUUCUUUGGAGGGGGUGAGAUGGUACUGCUUGUGACAAUGGCCUAUGACCGUUAUGUAGCCAUCUGCAAGCCACUCCAUUACUCCAGCAUCAUGAACAGACAGAAGUGCAUCGGGCUAGUACUGACAUCAUGGAUCACUGGCUUUGUGCAUGCCACAAGUCAACUAGCUAUAAUUUUAGAUCUUCCCUUCUGUGGACCCAGAAUAGUGGACAGUUUUUUCUGUGAUAUUCCUCUGGUGAUCAAACUGGCCUGCAUGGAUACUCAUACUCUGAGACUGUUGAUAAAUGCUGACAGUGCAGUCUUGGCUACAACUUGCUUCAUUCUCUUGCUGAUCUCUUACACCUACAUCCUGGUGACUGUCUGUCUUCGCUCCAAGGAUGGGGCAUCAAAGGCACUCUCUACCUGCACUUCCCACAUCACAGUGGUGGUGCUGUUCUUUAGACCCUGCAUCUUCACCUAUCUGUGGCCACCUAGCAUCUCUUGGGUGGACAAGUUCCUUGCUGUGUUUUACACAGUAAUCACACCUCUCUUGAAUCCAGCUAUUUAUACACUGAGAAAUAAAGAGAUUAAGAAUGCCAUAAAGAGACUGACAAGUUAG
Dama dama (fallow deer) is the source of this 912-nucleotide messenger RNA. Its product is annotated as olfactory receptor 4K15-like. Gene Ontology annotation, cellular component: membrane. Bases 1 to 912 code for a protein of 303 amino acids. The transcript has a single exon. Gene Ontology annotation, biological process: G protein-coupled receptor signaling pathway. NCBI's taxonomy places the organism in Eukaryota, Metazoa, Chordata, Mammalia, Artiodactyla, Cervidae. Gene Ontology annotation, molecular function: G protein-coupled receptor activity; olfactory receptor activity. The record is from RefSeq and is a predicted model, not a curated record.